Messenger RNA from Aureobasidium namibiae CBS 147.97, 1392 nucleotides. RefSeq names its product acid phosphatase. The transcript has 2 exons. The coding region runs from base 1 to 1392 and encodes 463 amino acids. The record is from RefSeq and is a predicted model, not a curated record. Lineage: Eukaryota; Fungi; Ascomycota; Dothideomycetes; Dothideales; Saccotheciaceae. Gene Ontology annotation, molecular function: acid phosphatase activity.
AUGGCUUUGACUGCAGCAGGUCUCCUCGCUCUGGGCGUUAUCUCAAGCUCCUCGGGCUUCAUUAUCCCGGUCCCGAGCCCCCAAACAUGCGACAGUGUUCAGAAUGGCUAUCAGUGCCAGCCACAAAUCAGUCACUACUGGGGCCAAUAUUCUCCAUACUUCUCCGUCCCAUCAGAGAUAAUCGCGAACGUCCCUCUCACAUGCUCGGUCACAUUCGCACAGAUCCUGUCGAGGCACGGGGCUAGAGACCCUACUGCUGCAAAGACACUAAAGUACAAUCAGACCAUCGCCAAAAUCCAUAAGAACGUUGCCAACUUUACUGGCAAAUAUGCUUUCCUCGGCGACUACGAGUACACUCUGGGAGCGGAUCAAUUGACAGACUUUGGAAGACAGCAGAUGGAGAACUCUGGUACCAAGUACUAUCAGCGUUAUGCAGACCUUGCUCGCAAAGCAGUGCCUUUCGUUCGCUCGUCUGGUGAGGCUCGUGUUGUGGAGUCUGCAGAGAAAUGGGUAGAUGGAUUCACUCAGGCUAAGACUGGAGACAGAUGGGCGAACAACCAGUACCCUUCUGUCAAUGUGGUCAUCAGCGAAGCUGCUGGCAGCAACAACACGCUCAACCAUGAUCUUUGCACCAGCUUCGAGGAUGGACCUGAUUCAAACAUUGCAGAUGCUGCCCAGAAGACUUGGGUCAAUGUCUUCGUUCCUGCUAUCCAGAAGAGGAUCAAUGGCGACCUAGUUGGAGCAAACCUCACAUCGACUGAGAUCAUCUACCUGAUGGACUUGUGCCCUUUUAACACUGUUGCUUCGGCCACUGGCGCAAUCUCGCCCUUCUGUUCGCUGUUCACACAGACCGAGUGGCAAGACUACGGAUACUACGAAUCAUUGAACAAGUUCUACGGUUACGGAUCUGGCAACCCCCUCGGCCCAACCCAGGGCGUUGGCUUCACGAACGAGCUGAUUGCACGUCUCACAAAGAAGCUAGUUGUAGACAACACAUCGACGAACCACACCUUGGACGAUAAUGCUGCGACCUUCCCUCUCGACCGCGCAUUGUAUGCAGACUUUAGUCACGACAACGACAUGACUGCUAUCUUCUUCGCCAUGGGCCUGUACAACAGUACUUCGGCUCUUCCAAACACGACCAUCGAGACGGCACAGCAGACCAAUGGAUACUCGGCAGCGUACACUGUCCCAUUUGGUGCAAGAGCUUAUAUCGAGAAGUUGCAAUGUCUUGGACACCGGGAGGAGCUGGUCAGAGUUAUCGUCAACGAUCGUGUAAUUCCUCUACAUACUUGUGGUGCAGAUAUCUUGGGAAGAUGCACACUUAGUGAUUUUGUUGGUAGCUUGUCUUUUGCUCGCAGCGGCGGUGAUUGGGCUUCAUGCUCUGCUUAG